AUGACGCUUUCCCCUACCCUCCUGCCCAUGCCCUACCUGGACGUCCGGUGGGUGCACGCGGGGGCACAACACCUCAGCCUCCUCCCCAAUCCCAUAACCACCGCCUCGACGACCUACAAGGCCUUCUCCGCUAUCGAGUCGGACCGGAUCGAAGAGGCCUGGGUCGCGAUAUCGGAGGAAGAGCGUCAGACCGCCAUGCGCGAGUGGGGCCAGGGCGAGGGGGAGGGCGCACCCAAGCCGGCUAAAAAGGAGAAGGAGAAGGAGGUGGCCAAGGCGAAAGAUAAGGAGAAGACGGCUAAAGAGAAGGCGGGGCCGGAACAUCCUGUGGAUGGACAUCAGGGCGAGGUACAUGUGGAGGUGGUCAGAUCAGGAGAGGAGCAGAAGGACACGGAUCUAGAAGGGAGGUAUAAGGAUCUGGUGGCGCAGGCACAGAAGGAGUAUGAGAAUUUGGAGCUGGUCAGAGGGGUGCCUGUUAGCCAGGACUCUCUCUUUGAGGUGGACCUUCCAUCUCUAUCCCUCCAUCCGGUGUUCUGGGCACAUACAGGUCCGAGAGUCUCGGUUCUUCGGGGUUCUUGGUUCAUAACGGACGACUCGAAGCCUUGUUCGUGGGAUCUAGCAGAGGAGAUUGAGAAGGCGUAUCAGGAGAUCAGGCCAUGGCAGCCAUCAUAUAAGCACGAACUAGCUACUGCGGUCGGACAGGGCGCGGCGGCAGAGGAGAAGCUCAAGUAUGCUUUACCGGCGCGCUUUGGGCCGGGCUUGGGCAUCAUCUUUGAGGAUGGCGACAAGGGGAGAUUGGAGACGUCUGGAGCACUAUCAUACAUCUCCAAAACGUUCUGGUCGUCUGUCCGCGCCCGGCCAUCCGGAACGUACGUCUAUCGUGGAUACGCAGCCGCGCGUUUGGCGUCAGGCAAAGAGAAGGAGAAGGAGCCUCGGAGCGGGAGUACCUCCCGCCGGGGAAGUGCGGCGAGUAUGAGACGGCCAGACAUGGAGGCUGCGCCGGUCGUUGAAGCAGCGAGGGACAAGUCGUUCUUGAACUCGUCCGCUAUUGACGAGGAGAACAUACCCGUCGUGGACGAUGAAGAGGAAGAAACUCCAUGUACCGAUCUCAUCCUGAUUGUUCAUGGGAUCGGACAGCAAUUGGCGACGCAAUACGAGGCGUAUAACUUUGUGUAUGCCGGAAACCAAUUACGACAGGUCAUCAGAAAUCAAUACAAGAAUCCCGCUUUGGCGUCUAUCGUCCGUGAUCGCCGGAUCCAGGUCUUACCCGUCCAGUGGCGCGCCUCGCUCCAGCUCGACCAGCAAGACUCGCAAGAGGACGUAGAGCACGGUAUGGAUAAUCGGUUCACCAUGGCCGAUAUCACCAUCAACAAGUCGAUCCCGUAUGUGAGGGAGCUCACCAACUCGGUCCUUCUGGAUAUCCCGCUGUUCAUGUCUCAGCAUAGGCUGAAGAUGAUUGAGGCGGUAUGUUUGCAGGCGAAUAAGCUGUAUCGGCUUUGGAUGGCGAGGAAUCCGGGAUGGAAGGGCAGGAUACACCUUAUUGGGCACUCAUUGGGCUCGGCACUUGUGGCUCAUAUCCUGUCGAAUCAGCCGACGAAAAUGCCAGAGUUAUCGGCGCUUCCGAAGCAGGUCAUACUAAAGACCAAAGAUCGGUUCAUCUUCAACACGUCCAACUUUUACGUUGCGGGUAGUCCACUGGGAAUCUUCUUGCACCUGGAUCAAGCGCAGAUCAUGCCCCGGAAAGGGAGGGAACGGACGAUGAAUUCGCCCCAAGAUGAAGCAUUGGACCGAGCGGGUAAAUUCGGUUGUAUGGCGAUAGACUCUUUCUACAACGUCUUUUACUUCUCCGAUCCGGUGGCGUACCAGCUCAACGCCGCUGUCGACUGCCAGCUGGCCAAGAAACGACAACCUCUUGCCAUUUCUUCCGUCGGAUCCAGCUUCAGCGUCAACACUAUCUCCCAAUACCUUCCUGUCGCGCUUCGGAAACAGCUAGAAGGGAAGCCCCAGAGACCAGGCGCGAUUCGCCUGCCUUCUGGCCUGGAGAUGCUCGGUCCGAAUGGCGAGGAGAGGCUUGAGGGGUCGAGAGGCGAACGCCGAUUCUCUGCGAUGAACCCACAUGGAAGUGUGGACUUCUACCUGCCUUCUUCAGGUCCGAGCGAGUACCUAGACAUGAUCACCUCGCACGCGUCAUACUGGACCGACGCGUCAUUCGCGGCCUUCCUCCUCGCCGAGACGUUCUCGACCCGGUUGGACCUGAUGCGGACUGGGCUCGGUCUCGCACUAGAUCCUUCAUUGAACGCUGCGGAAGUUGUAAUAUAG
Messenger RNA from Dioszegia hungarica, 2316 nucleotides. Its product is annotated as DDHD domain-containing protein. Gene Ontology annotation, cellular component: cytoplasm. NCBI's taxonomy places the organism in Eukaryota, Fungi, Basidiomycota, Tremellomycetes, Tremellales, Bulleribasidiaceae. Gene Ontology annotation, molecular function: metal ion binding; glycerophospholipase activity. The coding region runs from base 1 to 2316 and encodes 771 amino acids. The record is from RefSeq and is a predicted model, not a curated record. The transcript has 10 exons.